Messenger RNA from Ectocarpus sp. CCAP 1310/34, 3056 nucleotides. The record is from the annotation of a GenBank genome assembly. Lineage: Eukaryota; Phaeophyceae; Ectocarpales; Ectocarpaceae.
AUGGCGGGUUUGGAGGCGAGACCUACAUCGGUAGGCCAGCCAGGGAUGACGACGCAGGGAGCGGAAGGGCCGUGGACGAAGGGGACUACUUCGCCCUGCAAAGGUUCUAGCGGGGGCCAGCAGCAGCAGCAAGAGGUGGAGGGGUUUGUGAAGGUGUCGAGCGUCGGGGCGAGCGGGGAAGAAGGAUCCCAAUGCUGGGAGGACGCGGUGGCGGCGACCCCAGCAGAGGGAACGCCUGACCAGUGCCCCGAGAUGCAUUUGGAGAGCGAUGACGAGGGCCCGCCGGCAGCAGGUAGUGCGGUGAUGCUCGGAGAGCCGAUCACGGACUCCAAGGCUCUGAUGGCCGUGAGGAUGCCUCUCACGAACAAGCAGAGUCGCAAGGCCUCGGGAGAAGAUGCGUUCGAGGCGACUAUUGCCGAGCACGGCGGCAGCAACGGAGUGCGAGCUAUCCACGAUCUCGUAUCUGGGUCGCUGACGGCGGUGCUUUCGGCAAGCCUGCAGCCAGGGGUGGUCUGGGUGGGCGGGACAGGCCUACGAUCGGCGGUGAUGGCGGGUUUGGAGGCGAGACCUACAUCGGUGGGCCGGCGAGGGGGGUCUGAUCAGACUGUUGGUUGGCUCUCGUCGUCAUGUGACAGGGAGGCCGGGUCAGGCGGCGCUGGCGGUGCCGGCGGUGCUGGCGUGGAUGGAUUUGGCGGGGUCAUGUGGACAGGGACGACGACGCGGGGCGCGGGAGGGUCGUUGCAGAAGGAGACUACUUCGUUGAUGUCUUCGGCGACGGAAGCAAGGGGAGGCGAGCGCCCCCGCCCGCUGCAGCCCCGCACAGGUUCGAGCGGGGGCCAGCAGCAGCAAGAGGUGGAGGGGUUUGUGAAGGACGCGUUGGCGGCGACCCCGGCAAAGGGAACGUCCGACCAGUGUCCCGAGAUGCACUUGGAGAGCAAUGACGAGGGCCCGCUGGCAGCAGGUGUUGCGGUGAUGCUCGGAGAGCCGAUCACGGACUCCAAGGUUCUGAUGGCCGUGAGGAUGCCUCUCACGAACAACCAGAUGCCUCAAGGCUUGGGGGAAGAUGCAUUCGAGGCGACUAUCGUCGAGCAUGUCGACCGCAAGGGAGUGCGAGCUAUCCACGAUCUCGUGUCUGGCAAAGCGCGGAAGCACAACAGGGCAGCGCCAGCAGCAGCAGCAGCAGCAGCAGCAGCAGCAGCAGCAGCAGCAGCAGCAGCAGCAGCAGCAGUAGCAGCAGCCGAAGCAACAGCAGCGGCGGCCGGCAUGGUCACGGCCGGCCGUUUGGGUGUGCGUUCCCGUCGCAGGGUUGCUGACGGCGGUGCUUUCGGCAAGCCUGCAGCAAGGGGUGGUCUGAGUGUGCGGGACAGGCCUACGACCGGCGGUGAUGGCGGGUUUGGAGGCGAGACCUACAUCGGUGGGCCAGCCAGGGUGUCUGACCAGACUGUUGGUUGGCUCUCGUCGUCAUGUGACAGGGAGGCCGGGUCAGGCGGCGCUUGUUGUGCCGGCGGUGCUGGCGUGGAUGGAUUUGGUGGUGGCAUUGUUCGUGUGUCUGGAUACGAGCAUGGUAGAUCUUCUAGCAGAACGGGGGGAACCGGAGGGACCACUCCGGACGGCUCGCAGGCAGGAGACACAAAUAGCAGCGAGCAGAUCGACAGCAUGCGGUCUGAGAUCAGUUCGCUGACACAGCAAAUGGGCCAGCUGGUGCAGCUGGUCGGAGGACUUGCUGCACGUAUAGAGGAGAAGUCCGGCGGUGCCACGGAGGGCGCCGCUGAAAGCGGCGGCGCCGUGGAGAGCGUCGCCACAAGCACUGCAGGUCAUUUUGGGACCGUGCAGUACGACGGGAGCGCGCAGGCAGCGGACCUGCGAAGAGAGUCUGGUCCUUCGGGACGACACAGCGGCGAAGUAGGGGGUUCAGACCCCCAAGAGGUGAGAGUAGCCGCUGCUCACAAUCAAGCUUGUUUCAGCAGCGCCAUGGGAAGUGGUUCUGCUGUCUUCGGUAGUGCGAGCGUGGGAUACCAAAGCGUGAAGUACACAGCGCCCACGUUCAGCGGAGACGCCAAGAGCUUUUCUUCGUGGCUAGAGGAUUUUUUGAUGGCAGCGAACACAGCAAACCUUCUUGAGCUUUUCGAGGAGGGGGGGACGGAGAUCCCCGUAAACAGUGGGCAGAGCAAAGUCCAACUGUCCAGGUUUUACCCGCACGACAAAGUAGAGCUCGCUUUCCACGCGUGGAAUUUCCUCCGUGGAGCUCUCAAGGACGAGAAAGACAGGACAAUAAUGAAGCGAGCUGAGUCGCCCCUGGGGGCGCUCCGUGAGCUGAAGGGGUUGUACGACCCAGAAUCGUCCAUGCAGCCUGCGGAUGAGUUAAAAUCCCUGACAUCCAAGAAGAUCCCGAUGGCAGAGAAUCCGCAACAUGCUCUCAACAGUAUGCUCGCCACCGCAGAGUCCCUUUCGAAACGGGGGCUUGAUGUUAACGAAACCUUCGUUUUGCACCUCUUCUUGGAUGCCCUCUCCACCGACGCUAUGACCAAGCACGCCCUCAGACACAAGGAGAGGUUGACAAAGAGUGACGUCCUGAAGGAGGCCUACCUCGCCGAUGGAGGCGGCCGCCGUGGGCGGUCGUCGUGGCGUGGGGGCGGCCGCCGAGGGCGGUCGUCCUGGCGUGGUCGUGGCGGUGGCCGCAGCGGCGGCCGCGGGGGCGGCGACAGCAGCGGAAAAGGCGGUGGCGGCGUCGAGGAGAGCAAGGGGAGUGGCUCUGGUGGGGCAGAUGGCGGCGGUACCGGGGACAAGAAGUUCCCGGGCCGGUGCUUCACGUGUGGCUGUUUCGGACACACGCAGCAGGACUGCACCACCAAGGAGAGCGACUACCUCCCGCAGUGCUCACACUGCGCAGGAUGGGGUCACAGCAAGGACAAGUGCGCGACGGAGGAGGCCGUCCUGGCGCAGAUCGUCCAUGCCGACAGCGACGCCGACUCCGUCGACAACCAGGCCUUCUGCGCGGCGCCGGGCCUGGCAGGCGAGUGUGGUGCUGUUGACCUAGGUCUAGUGGGGGUAACGGA